AUUUGGAAGAUUUUGAGAAGAAGCAGCUGAAACUUUUGGUGAGUUUGGCUGUUGAAAUAAUUCAAUCCAAAAUGGCUGAGAAAGUCGCUCUUGUUGAAAGUUUCCUGAGCUGCCAUGUGUGUUCAGAGACUUUCAGAGAUCCUGUGUCUCUGAGCUGCAACCACAGCUUCUGUUCAAGCUGCCUGCAGAAAUUCUGGGAACUAGCUGGAAACAAGAACUGUCCCAUCUGUAAAAGAAGAUCUUCCAAGGAUUAUCCAGCAGUAAACUUCACUCUGAAGGACCUGGCUGACUCUUUUACAGGAAGACAGAAAUCUGGAUCAUCUGAGGCAGAAAAAGGAGCAAAGCAGCUGAUGGUGGUCUGCAGCAAACACCAAGAAGACCCUAAACUGUUCUGUGAAGACGAGCAGAGAGCUGUGUGUCCUGUCUGUGAGUUUUCUCUCCACCAGAGUCACAAAGUGGUUCCUAUAGAACAAGCAGUCAGUGAGCUGAAGGAGCAGCUGAGAUCUGACUUAAAGUCUCUGCAGGACAAGAGGAAAAAACAUAAACAGGUGGAGAAAACAUACGAGGAUGUGAUUCAACACUCCAAGAAGCAGCUGUUGUCCACAGAGAGACAGAUCAGAGCAGAGUUCAACAAGCUCCACCAGUUCCUGAAAGAGGAAGAGGAGUCCAGACUGGCAGCUCUGAGGGAGGAAGAGGAGCAGAAGGGGAAGACUAUCAGCAGAGAGAUGAAGAGGAUCCAGGAGCAGAUCUCCUCUCUGUCAGACAGCAUCUCUGCUGUUGAAGAAGACCUGCAGAAAGACAACGUGUCGUUCCUCAGCAGUUAUAAAGCCACUCAGAGCAGAGCCAGAGGUCAGAGGUCACUGUCAGAUCCACAGCUGGUCUCAGGAGCUCUGAUAGAUGUGGCCAAACACCUGGGCAACCUGUCCUUCAGAGUCUGGGAGAAGAUGAAGGAGAAGGUCCACUUCAGUCCUGUCAUUCUGGACCCAAACACUGCAAAUGGAUUUCUCUACCUGUCUGAUGAUCUGACCAGUGUGAGGAAUGGAGACACAAAGCAGCAGCUUCCUGAUAAUCCAGAGAGAAACACUAAUUACGCCAAUGUUUUUGGUUCUGAGGGCUUCAUCUCAGGGAAACACAGCUGGGAGGUGGAGGUGGGAGACCAUCCUCGCUGGAAUAUCGGUUGUGUUAAAGAGUCAGUUGACAGGAAGGGAGAGUCAUAUGUUUCACCAAAAUAUGGAAUCUGGUGUUUAUUUCAUCGUGAUGGAAAAUACACUAAUGGUGCUGGUAAGACUCUCACAGUGAAGAAGAAUCUCCAGAAGAUCAGAGUCCAGCUGGACUAUGACAGGGGGGAGGUGUCCUUCUACGACCCUGAAGACAUGUCUCACAUCUACACUCACAGAGACACUUUCACUGAGAAACUCUUCCCUUAUUUCUGUGUCGGAAGAGCAGGUGAAGCGAAUCCUUCAAGCAUCGCACUUUGUAAAACUGAUAUUAACUUUUAGUUAUCACAGAAAGAAGGUUUCAACUUUAGAACAUACAAUUUAUGUGGUUCUUGAUGUCAGCAAAAUCUUGUUUUAAAUUAUUUUUCUUGGACAGAUUUUCUAAGAUGCUUAUGUAAACAGAAAAAGACACUUUCUGAUAUUUAUUACAAAGUUAAUUGUUCCUUGCGUAAAACAAUUGUAGAUUUCCAUCAGCAUACACGUUCAGACUUCACUGUCUUAUUUUCAUUUAGAGAAUAUGCAAAAAUGAUAAAAUGUAAACCCAAUAUGUGUUUAUUUAUUCUUCUGAAUUUACCCAGCGGAUCCACUGACUUAUUGUAACAUUUUUGAAUGGAAAGAUGUGAACAUCCUAAGAUGUAGAAAGUUAUAUCAGACUCCUGUUUCUUUUUUAGUUUCUCCUGUAAGCACAAGCUAAUAGCAAAAACCUUUUUUUUCUGCAUGUGUGUGGUCUUGACGAUAAAACUACAUUGAUAAUAUAUAUUUAUAAGAUGGCGGUCAACAACUUGUCAACAUAAACACUUUCCUGAUGUCUAAAAAAGCCUCAAUAAAGGAUUUAUUGUGUG
Messenger RNA from Fundulus heteroclitus (mummichog), 2059 nucleotides. Its product is annotated as nuclear factor 7, brain. Lineage: Eukaryota; Metazoa; Chordata; Actinopteri; Cyprinodontiformes; Fundulidae. Gene Ontology annotation, molecular function: zinc ion binding; protein binding. The record is from RefSeq and is a predicted model, not a curated record. Bases 72 to 1499 code for a protein of 475 amino acids. The transcript has 3 exons.